Molecule: messenger RNA, 1041 nt
Organism: Anopheles gambiae (African malaria mosquito)
Lineage: Eukaryota; Metazoa; Arthropoda; Insecta; Diptera; Culicidae
Product: zinc finger protein 287
Exons: 3
Coding region: 121-981 (286 amino acids)
Biological process (GO): regulation of transcription by RNA polymerase II
Cellular component (GO): nucleus
Molecular function (GO): RNA polymerase II transcription regulatory region sequence-specific DNA binding; DNA-binding transcription factor activity, RNA polymerase II-specific
Source: RefSeq, a predicted model, not a curated record
AUUCAUGUUUUUUUUAAAUUAUUUUACAAAACAUCCAAAAUAAUCGUGCAAUGUUCAUAUCUAAAAAAAACCGUCAUUCACUUCACCGUUCAAAAUCACAGCCCAGGUGACAGAUUGUCAAUGAAACGUCAGUUCGAGGCUGUUUGUUUUGUUUACAAACUGCAUCGUUCCGGAAAGGGAAAUAAGCGUAAUGCAAAAAGGAUGGCGUUCCACGGUAGUCCGUUAAUAAGCCUUAAAAUAGAACCCAUCGAAGGAAGCAUGCACCUGCACGGGGAUGAUGUUGAUGAGCCGGAAGAGGAAAGUUGGGAAACAAAACCCUCGCUCUUGGUGGAUGACUAUCCGGAGGGACCGGCGACAGACGAUGGCUACAUCUACGAGGUACUGGAAAGUGAGAGCGAGUCCGAAAAUGCCGCUGAUUGCAGCACAAAACCAAAGCCCCAACGGAAGCGCCGUAGCUUCUGCACGAUAUGUGGCAAGUAUUUGAACAAUCUUGCCGAACAUCGCCGGAUGCAUCUGAACAUUCGCACCCAGCAGUGCCCGUACUGCGAGAAAACGUUCGUCCAUCGUACGAAUCUGAUUACGCACCUGAACAUUCACACGCACGAUCGGACGUACAAGUGCGAGUACUGUGGCAGCGAGUUUACGAGCGUGCAGGGACUGAAGCAGCACCGGGCGACACACUUCGAGGGCCAGUACGCGUGCACCAUUUGCCACCGGAAGUACAGCCGCAAAUGCUACCUUCGCGUCCACCAUGAACGGGUACACAGGCCGAAGGAGAAGCAUUGCUGUCUGAUUUGCGACCGACAGUUUCUCAAUCCCACGCUGAAGGAAAAGCACAUGAAGAUCCACGAGGACGGUACGCUACACGAAUGCAGUCUGUGUCAUCGAGCGUAUAAUGCAAAGCGAAAUUUGCUAAGACACAUACGAACGGCUCAUCCGGAGCGAGGGCAGAGCGAUAGCAGUAGCACGCCCUUGUCAUGACCAUAGUCGUUGAGUCGAAAGUCGUUUUGUAAAUAUAUGUUCCGUACGCUGUCUGACUGA